Humulus lupulus (European hop) is the source of this 1035-nucleotide messenger RNA. Its product is annotated as mavicyanin-like. The transcript has 2 exons. Bases 252 to 818 code for a protein of 188 amino acids. Gene Ontology annotation, molecular function: electron transfer activity. The record is from RefSeq and is a predicted model, not a curated record. NCBI's taxonomy places the organism in Eukaryota, Viridiplantae, Streptophyta, Magnoliopsida, Rosales, Cannabaceae. Gene Ontology annotation, cellular component: plasma membrane.
AUCAUUUGGGUCCAUUACUCUGAAUGAGUGAUGGUUUUAUUAAUUUAUCCUUAUUUUCAGGAUAACACGCUUGUCUGAAUGAGCAUAAUUAAUUUUCAAUGAUCUGUAGCUGUUUGGAAAAAGUCCUCUGGGUAACAAUAUAACAAGCUUCUUCAACUCCACAGAUUUACUUUCUAUGAUUGACUUUCUUCUUCUUCUUCUUCACAAACAAAGCUCAUUAGAAGACCAUAUUUCCAGUCCUUGAAGAAGCUAUGACAAAAAGCAAAAUUUUCAGUCACUUCACUUUGUUGUCGAUCCUUGUAAUCUACACUUGGUUUCUAAAGGGAGUAACCUCUGAAGAUUACAUAGUUGGUGAUGGUGAUGAAUGGAACAGCCAAGGCAACUUUCUAACUUGGUCGACAAAGUACAACUUCACUGUCGGUGAUGUUCUUGUUUUCAAGUACGUAAAGGGGCAACACGAUGCAUAUGAGGUAGAUGAGAAAACGUUUCGAUCAUGUGAUGCGAGCAGUGGCGUGUUGGCAAAGUAUGAGAGUGGAAAUGAUAAAGUCAAACUCACUGAAGCCAAGAAGUAUUGGUUCAUAUGUAAUGUAUCAGGCCAUUGUUUUGGUGGAAUGAGAUUCAGCAUUGAUGUUAAACAAGCUAAUGAUCCCUCUUCAGAUGAUACCAAUCCCACCACAGAUGGUUCUCCUACUUCUCAACCUGAUGAGCUGCCAGCAGUUCCACCUACCAGCUCUAGUAGAAGCACUUUGUCCAGUGAAAGUUGGAAAAAUGGGAUUUACACUUUGGUAUUUGGGAUCUUAUUCAGAUUUUGUUGCUAAUGAAAUUAGCCAAGUUUUCUUUGUAAUUGUAGUGCAUAGUAACAUUCUUUCUAGUCUUUAUAAAACCACCACUGACCUGUAGUUUCUCAAGAGUUGUAGACACUGGUUAAGAGGUUUGUUUAUGAAGGUGGAAAACUAUGUAUUUGCUACAUAUCUAUAUACAAAAAACACACAUAUAUCUUCAUUAUUGGUAUGUCUGAAAUCAAUCUUUGAGUAA